Molecule: messenger RNA, 2784 nt
Organism: Thrips palmi
Lineage: Eukaryota; Metazoa; Arthropoda; Insecta; Thysanoptera; Thripidae
Product: phosphoenolpyruvate carboxykinase [GTP]-like
Exons: 6
Coding region: 330-2309 (659 amino acids)
Biological process (GO): cellular response to dexamethasone stimulus; gluconeogenesis; hepatocyte differentiation
Cellular component (GO): cytosol
Molecular function (GO): phosphoenolpyruvate carboxykinase (GTP) activity; GTP binding; manganese ion binding
Source: RefSeq, a predicted model, not a curated record
GCGGUCAGCCUCAGACUUCAAUGGCCUGCAGUGCCGACAGAACACGCACGCGACGCUCGCCCGGCGGACUCCAGAUCUUCCACGUGCCAUUUCACGAACACUUUCGCUCCGAUCUAUUAGAUUUAUAGUGCAGUGCCCUUGUGUGCUACAGUGAUUGUACAGCUACUUUGCUCUAAUUUAUUGUUAGAAUCGUGAUCUUAAGUUACCAGUGUGUGUGUGUGUUAGUGUGUGUUUGUGUGCGACUUUGAACCGCGAGUGCUCAUUGAAAGUGCAGUCGUCUAGUUUUACUACUUCGCCUUGUUGAGAGUCAGUGCGACCGACCCGCCAACAUGCCCACCCGUCUAGUCGAAUCUAAGAGGAUCGCCUCCGGCCUCGAUGAGUGCCCCAGCAUCCUCGCCAAGCACACCAAGAAGUGCUUGGUGGACCCCAGCUUCAGCAUCCGCUUCCAGGCCUUCCAGGCCCGCAGCGUGAGCGUGAGCCAUGGCAGCCUGGACCAGCUCACCGCCAACGUGCGCUCCUGGGUCGAGAAGAACGUGGACCUGUGCCAGCCGGACAGCGUGCACAUCUGCGACGGCUCCGAGGCCGAGAACAAGAAGCUGCUGGCCCUGAUGCAGCGCCAAGGCACCAUCCAGCCCCUGCCCAAAUACGACAACUGCUGGCUGGCCCGCACCGACCCGGCCGACGUGGCCCGUGUGGAGAGCAAGACCUUCAUCUGCACGGCGCGCAAGUCGGACACCAUCCCCGAGCCCGCCCCGGGGGUGACCGGCAGCCUGGGCAACUGGAUAUCCCCCGGCAACAUGGAAAAGGCCGUGGCCGAGCGCUUCCCCGGCUGCAUGAAGGGCCGCACCAUGUACGUGGUGCCCUUCAGCAUGGGCCCCGUGGGCUCCCCGCUGGCCAAGGUGGGCGUGGAGAUCACCGACUCGCCGUACGUCGUCAGCUCCAUGAGGGUCAUGACGCGCAUGGGCGCCGCGGUGCUGGCGCUGCUGCAGGGCGCCGCGUCCAGCGAGUUCGUCAAGUGCCUGCACUCCGUGGGCAGGCCGGCGAGCGGCGCGGUCCGCCACGCGCACUGGCCCUGCGACCCCGAGCGCACCAUCAUCCUGCACAAGCCGGCCGAGAACGAGAUCGUGUCGUACGGCAGCGGCUACGGCGGCAACUCGCUGCUGGGAAAGAAGUGCCUGGCGCUGCGCAUCGGGUCCACCAUCGCGCGCAGGGAGGGCUGGCUGGCCGAGCACAUGCUCAUCCUGGGCGUGACCAACCCCGAGGGCAAGAAGCGCUACAUCGCGGCGGCCUUCCCCAGCGCGUGCGGCAAGACCAACCUGGCCAUGAUGCAGCCCAGCCUGCCCGGCUACAAGGUGGAGUGCGUGGGUGACGACAUCGCCUGGAUGCGCUUCGACUCGUCGGGCCGCCUGCGCGCCAUCAACCCCGAGAACGGCUUCUUCGGCGUGGCCCCCGGCACGUCCAGGAAGACCAACCCCAACGCCAUGGACACCAUCUUCAAGGACACCAUCUUCACCAACGUGGCGACCACCAGCGACGGCGGCGUCUUCUGGGAGGGCCUGGAGGACGAGACCCCCGCCGACGUCACCAUCACGGACUGGAGGGGCAACCCCUGGAGCAAGGCGAGCGGCGUGCCCGCCGCGCACCCCAACUCCCGGUUCUGCUCCCCCGCCACCCAGUGCCCCAUCAUCGACCCCGCCUGGGAGGCCAGCGAGGGCGUCCCCAUCGACGCCAUCCUGUUCGGCGGCCGCCGCCCCGCCGGCGUGCCCCUGGUGUACGAGGCCCUCAGCUGGCAGCACGGCGUCUUCGUCGGCGCCUCCAUGCGCUCCGAGGCCACGGCCGCGGCCGAGCACAAGGGCAAGGUCCUCAUGAACGACCCAUUUGCGAUGAGGCCCUUCUUCGGCUACAACUUCGGCCACUACCUGGCGCACUGGCUCAGCAUGGACCAGACCGGCCGCAAGCUGCCCAAGGUCUUCCACGUCAACUGGUUCCGCAAGGGCAACGAUGGCAAGUUCCUGUGGCCCGGGUUCGGCGACAACUCCCGCGUGCUGGACUGGAUCAUCCGGCGCGUGGAGGGCGAGAGCGUGGCCAAGCACACCCCCGUGGGCUACGUGCCCACCGCCGGCUCGCUGCGCCUCGACGGCCUCAAGGAGGAGGUGGACAUGCAGGCCCUCUUCAGCCUCCCCAAGGACUUCUGGCUGCAAGAGGUUGACGACAUUGCCAGAUACUUCAACGAUCAAGUAGGCGCUGACCUGCCUGCUGGUAUCACUGCAGAGUUGAAGGCUCUCAGAGAGCGUGUAUCAAAAAUGUAAAUUUAACAUUCCGUCCAAGUUCUUUUGCAAAGGAGUUGAUUGAAUGGUAUGUCUUAUGGCUUCUAGUUUAGGAAGCCAAUGUUUUUUAGGUUUUAUUCUGACUUGUAUUUAUCUUAGUAUUUUAAACAUUGUUUCAUAACAAUAUUUUGACGUGGAUGCCUCCUGUAAUGAGUGGUAGUUUCUUUCCGUAAUUCUCUUUCUGUAUGUAUCAUGUUUGAGAGAGAUUUUUCGGAACUAUCUUUCCAUUUUUUUUUUUUAAGUGAACCAUAUUUUGUAGUUUUUAGUGGGAGACGAAUUCCUCGCAGGAAGUCCAACCUAGCUGUGAUCCCGAUGUUGUUCUUGCCAUCUUUUGGAAUGAAGCAUGACUGUGUACAUUUAAGUAAAUUUAUUAUUAUUAUUUGAAUGUAAUUAUUGUGUCUGCUGUAAAAACUGUUCUCAGUCUCUUUAGCAUGAUUUUUGAAGACGUUGACCAGAA